AAUGUUAGCUCCAUUUUCUUAGCAUAAUCAUAAUCAUAAUCAUAAUCAUAAUCAUGAUCAUAAUCAUUCUCAUCCAGAUUUCUAAGCUUAACAAAAGGCUUAACCAUAAUAUACAUAAGAAUAGAUCUAAUAAAAACAUAAAGAAAUUGAUAAUGUAAAUUUAUAGGAGUAUUUUGUAGAUCAUAAAAUCUAAUUAAGUUGUGUUAUUCAUGAAGGGAACUCCAACUUAACCAAUGUGUGGAUAUUCCAAUUAUGCUGUUUAAGUACUUUAAUUUUACAAAGUAUAAAAUUAUCAUUCUGUUGAUAUUCUAUCUGAUCCUUUGAUGAGAGAAGAGAUAAAGAAAUAUUCAAACUGGCCUACAUUCCCAUAAUUAGUAUUAAUUUAAUAAUAUAAAAAAUAUAGUAUGUAAAAUAAGAAUUAGUUGGUGGAUGUGAUAUAAUGAUGGAAAUGCAUAAAGAAGGUACAUUAAAAGAAUUAUUUAAAAAAAUAUGAUUAUUAAUAAUAUAAUAUAUAUAUUAUAUGUUAAAAAUAGAGGAAUAAAAUUACUCAAGACAAUUAAUUAAGUAAGACAAAGAACUAUCAUAAUUUAUAAAAUAUCUAGAAUUACAAAAUGAAGUAAAUGAAAAAAACAAAGAGAAAGAAUUUAGAAUGAAACAGAAAGAAUCAAUUAUACUUGGUUAAAGGUAGUAAAAGAAAUAAGAACAUGAAUUUUAAGCUAGAUUAAAGUAAUUAGAAUUAUCAUCAAUAAGAGAAAAAUAUGAUGAAUCAUUAACAAUGAAGAAUAAAGUAAUUAAGAAAUUUAUAUUCAGAGUCUUGAAUAGAGAUUAUAGAAUUAAGAGUAAAGACAUUAAUAGAUAUUACAGGAUGCUAAAAUUAAAAGAGAAGAGUAAGCUAAUUUAAGAAGUCUUCAUUUAAGAGAUUCUGUUGAUUAAGCUAUAGCAAAGGCAAAUUUAAUUCAUUAAGAUAAGAUAGAUUAUUUUAACUAUUAAUAAACACGUAAAGAANUAAAAUAUAUUAAGAAUAUUUAAUUUAAGAAUGAUUAAAAGAAUAUCAAAGUAGAUGAUGAAAAUGCCUUAAUUAUACUUUACUACAAGAAUGUUAGCUCCAUUUUCUUAGCAUAAUCAUAAUCAUAAUCAUAAUCAUAAUCAUGAUCAUAAUCAUUCUCAUCCAGAUUUCUAAGCUUAACAAAAGGCUUAACCAUAAUAUACAUAAGAAUAGAUCUAAUAAAAACAUAAAGAAAUUGAUAAUGUAAAUUUAUAGGAGUAUUUUGUAGAUCAUAAAAUCUAAUUAAGUUGUGUUAUUCAUGAAGGGAACUCCAACUUAACCAAUGUGUGGAUAUUCCAAUUAUGCUGUUUAAGUACUUUAAUUUUACAAAGUAUAAAAUUAUCAUUCUGUUGAUAUUCUAUCUGAUCCUUUGAUGAGAGAAGAGAUAAAGAAAUAUUCAAACUGGCCUACAUUCCCAUAAUUAGUAUUAAUUUAAUAAUAUAAAAAAUAUAGUAUGUAAAAUAAGAAUUAGUUGGUGGAUGUGAUAUAAUGAUGGAAAUGCAUAAAGAAGGUACAUUAAAAGAAUUAUUUAAAAAAAUAUGA
This is a messenger RNA of Paramecium pentaurelia, 1588 nucleotides long. NCBI's taxonomy places the organism in Eukaryota, Ciliophora, Oligohymenophorea, Peniculida, Parameciidae. The record is from the annotation of a GenBank genome assembly.